UUACUCUCUUCGUAGUCUUUUUUUACUUGCUGAGAAGAGAUUCAGUAUAUAUAUAGAGAGAGAGCUUUAGUAGUAUUUAGAAAGAAAAGCAAAGAACAGACGAUGGAAGGAUUCAUGGAGCUUGCAUCGCCUGUUAUUCUGGUAGGAGCUGCUACAAUUUUUGUUGCACUUAUUCUGCUAAAAAGCCUUGCAAGUAAUAAGACCUCUCUCCCUGUCCCUCCAGGCCCCAGAGCUCUUCCUGUAAUAGGCCACUUUCAUCUUCUGUUUGAUAAAACCAGGCCAAUUCACCAGAUUCUAGCAACAAUGGCAAAACGCUAUGGACCUGUUAUGCAGGUCAAAUUUGGUAGCAAGCCCGUUUUGGUGAUAAGCUCUGCAGAAUUAGCAAGAGAAUGUUUUACAGUGAAUGACAAGGCUUUGGCAUCAAAACCCGUUCUUUCACAAGGCAAGCAUUUGGGCUACAAUUAUUCUAUGGUUGCUUGGGCUCCUUAUGGCCCCUAUUGGAGAACUGCUAGAAAAGUUUGUGUGGUUGAGCUUCUAUCUCCAAAAAGAAUCCAGUCUUUUGCGCACAAAAGAAUGCAACAACUUCGCAAAGGAGUAAAUUCAAUGUUUCAGCAGGCUCAGCUGGAGAGUAGUGUUAACAUGAAGAGGUUUUUCUCCCAAUUGAAUUUUAAGACUCUCAUGUCUAUGAUCAUAAAUGAGAAGUAUUUUGGAGAGGCCUCAGGGGUUUCAGAAGAUAUUGUAUCUGAGGCGAUUGAAGAGUCCUUUGUGUAUCAUGGAUGUGUCAAUAUUGGGGAUUAUAUUCCCUGGUUGAAGUGGCUUGAUUUGCAAGGGUAUGAGAAGGCUAUGAUAAGAGUACAAGCACAAAUAGACUUGUUUAUGCAGAGAAUAUUGGAGAAGCACAGGGAGAAAGGAUCAAAAGAUGGGGAAGAGAUGGAAGACUUUGUUGAUGUGCUCAUUCAACAGGCAGAUGAGAAUGCCCAAGCAAUUCCUGAUAAAGAUGAAUUCAUUAAGGCAACUACUGGUCUUAUGUUUAGUGCAGGUUCUGAUACACUUUCAGUUGCCAUGGAAUGGGCAUUGUCAUUGUUAUUACAACAUCCACAUGCAAUGAGGAAGGUACAAGAGGAACUUGAUUCUAAAAUUGGACAAAACAGACUAGUGGAGGAUUCAGAUAUACCCCAGCUAAAAUACUUGCAAGCAAUAGUGAGAGAGAGUUUGCGCCUUCACCCAUCAGCACCCUUGCUUUCAGUACAUGAAUCUGUUGAGGCUUGCACAGUGGGAGGCUACCAUAUUGCUGCAGGAACCAUGCUAUUUGUGAAUGCAUGGGCGAUUCAUAGGGACCCAAAAUUGUGGGAUAAACCACUAGAGUUUAUGCCAGAGCGUUUUAUGGACAGGGAGAUAGAUGUAAACAACAUACAAAUGAAAGCUGAUGACUCAGAGAUAAUUCCAUUUGGGGCAGGGAGAAGAGGAUGUCCUGGUGCUGUAUUGGCAAUGAAUAUGGUGCAACUCACUCUCGCAACUUUCUUACAUAGCUUUGAGUGGUCUAUUCCAGCUGGAAAAGUUAUUGACAUGAACGAAGGGGUUGGCUUGACAAUGCCAAGGGUGGUACCUUUGGAGGUUACCGUCAAACCUCGUCUCUCCCAUCAUCUAUACUAGAGAUAGAUCUAGUGUUAAUGCCAUAUUUCUACAAACUC
This is a messenger RNA of Cryptomeria japonica (Japanese cedar), 1691 nucleotides long. RefSeq names its product xanthotoxin 5-hydroxylase CYP82C4-like. NCBI's taxonomy places the organism in Eukaryota, Viridiplantae, Streptophyta, Pinopsida, Cupressales, Cupressaceae. The record is from RefSeq and is a predicted model, not a curated record. Gene Ontology annotation, molecular function: heme binding; iron ion binding; monooxygenase activity. The coding region runs from base 103 to 1653 and encodes 516 amino acids. The transcript has 2 exons.